Molecule: messenger RNA, 420 nt
Organism: [Torrubiella] hemipterigena
Lineage: Eukaryota; Fungi; Ascomycota; Sordariomycetes; Hypocreales; Clavicipitaceae
Source: the annotation of a GenBank genome assembly
AUGUCUAUCCUAGAUACCACGUUCCAGACCCUUGGUCCUGCAUUGCUUUACAACCCAACUCUCCAAAGAGUACUUGGUGAGAAUACUAUGGGCCAAGUCAAGGGUGAGACGCCAAUUGUGCCCUAUCACUUGUACCACUCUAUGCAAGAUGAGAUUAUCCCUUAUGUCAAUGCCUCAACGCUCUACAAAGCGUGGUGCAACAAUGGUGCAACGGUCAAAUUCACGACAUUUACGACUGGUGCCCACGCCAAGACGGCUGUCAAGGGAUACCUUGGUGUCCUCAGCUUCGUUGAUCAAGCCUUUGGUGGUAGCGUUGCUCCAGGAUGUGAAUCCAGCACUGCCAACGGCAUUGAUCUCCUAGGUGCAGUCGUGGAUCCAAUCUUGAAACCUCUGUUAGCUGCGCUGGAAGCUCUGCUCUAG